Molecule: messenger RNA, 645 nt
Organism: Clonostachys solani
Lineage: Eukaryota; Fungi; Ascomycota; Sordariomycetes; Hypocreales; Bionectriaceae
Source: the annotation of a GenBank genome assembly
AUGGACGUCCGCACCCUCUCCCGCCCAGCGACCCAGCUGCUCAAAACCACCCGCCAGACCCUCCCCCUCACCACAUCCCGCGGCCACAAGACGACCGCGAGGACGAAGCGCGCCCUCAAGAUCGCGCCCCACGACUCCUUCCUCCCCAGCCGAUCCCAGCCCUUCCCCGCCGCCGACCACAUCAUCUACAACCCCCCCUCGUCCGAGGCCUCGCCCGAGCACACCCCCUUCAUCUUUCUGCCCGCCAACGACCCCCGCCGCGAGGCCAUCCAGCGCAUGCGCCUCGCCAGCCCGGAGGCCCUCGGCAGUGUCGCCGGCGCCGCCUCGCCGGAGGACGACGCCGACCUGCCCCCCGCCAUGAGCUACCCGCGCCGCCGGGCCCAGUACAACCUCACCGAGGACGACAUGGCCGAGAUGCGGAGGCUGAGGAACGAGGACCCCCUGACGUGGAGCACCAACGCCCUGUCCAAGAAGUUCAACUGCUCGCCCAUCAUCGUGUCCAUCGCCGCCCCGGCACCGGCGGAGCAUAAGAAGUGGCUCGAGGAGAAGGCGGAGCGGCGCCGGGAGAGAUGGGGUCCCAUCAAGACACAGGCCAGGGAAGACCGUGGGAGGAGAGCGGAGAUGCUGUAUCGGGGCGAGAUUUAA